UGCGCGCUUUUUGAGUAAAUGUCAAAUUGAUGGAGCCAGAGAAAAAAACAUUGUUUACGUCGCCGUCUUGAAAUAUAAGAAAAAAGAGACACUGUUCAAGCCUUUCUAGAUAGAUGUUCAGCAAAAGUGCUUAUGAAGUGUGGAAAGAGGAGAAAGAGGCUGGCGUUAUUAUCACACUAUGCAGAGAAAUGGAUGAUGCAAUUGGUGGUGGCAUUCGCAUCCGGUUGAUCACUGAAUUCGUCGGUGGACCGGGAACGGGAAAAACUCAGUUUUGCUUACAGCUAUGUGUUAAUGUCCAAAUACCGAAAUGUUUGCAAGGAUUAGAAGCGGCCGCUGUUUAUAUCGAUACGAACCGUGGAUUUUCUAUUAAUAGAAUCAAAGAAAUUGCUUCGGCCACACAAGCACACUGUGAUCGUGUUUAUCGAAUGGAAAAAUCUGCAGCUGAGCCAAAUUCAUUCACCGUUGAUUCGAUUCUCGCCAAUAUCCACUGUACUUUUUGCAAUAAUUACAUUCAGCUUUUGGCAACAAUUUAUAGAUUAGACGCUUUUCUCGCGAAUAAUCCCAAGGUUCAAUUAAUCGUAAUCGACUCGUUUUCAUAUCUAUUUCGGUCAAUUGAUGAAAAUGUCAACCUAGUACAAACAACCUAUGAAGCCUUAUCUGAAUUGCAAAAACUUGCCGAUAAAUAUCGAUGCGCGGUGGUGAUAACGAAUGAGCUCACGACCCGAGUUAUACCCGACGGACCAUCAUGCAUCGUUCCAGCUUUAGGCGAAAGCCAUUCGCAUCGUGUUAAUGUUCAACUCACUUUUGGGCGCGAUGAAGACGAUCGCCGGCUGUUCGUAGCGAACAUCGAUAAGUGUUUCACGAAAUGCGAGCAGAAGGUGGCAUUUCAAAUUACCAAGGAUGGGCUGCGACCAUAUAAACUAAAAUCAAAAUUGCCGGAUUAAGCUGAAUCCCGCCCAUAAAACUUACCCAUUACAAUCUCAACCGUGCCAUUAUAUCUCAUAAGCAAUUUGCGUGCAAAACCUAUUUCCAUAAAAUAGUAAAACCAUAAAGAAAACCAACCAAUCGCAUUUUAGUCAGAAUUUCAGACAGUUUAUUUUUCAAUUCAGAACAAUCACAAUUAAUGCAGUAAAAUUCAUAAGAUCUCUAGUAAUAAUUUUUAUCAGAAACAACAUCAAUAAAAUGAAACAGAUUCGUUCUUCUCAAAGGCAUGUUAUUUUAAUAAAAUUCAAUGUUUGCACAGCAGUUGCUCGAAUGUAGGAAAUGAGUGUUGACUUUCGAUGUUGUUUUUUGGUCGUUUUUGGAGUAUAAAAAUGAAAUUUGAUCCAAAAGUGUUUUUCAAUUGAAAAUUUUCAACAUUUCUCAUUUUUUUCGAGCGUCUGUUGCACUAUCAAAUUCGUUGUGCUUGAAAUGUGAAACAACGGCACAUUUUAACAAAUUUUUUAAAUAUUAUUCAUCUUUCUCAACUAUGGCUGCUCGAAAUGAGUGCAAAAAUGUAACGUGCUACACUAAUUUGUUCUUUUAGAAAAAAAUGUAAUGAUUUGAUUAGAUAUCGAAGCUAAUGUGAGUCACAAUCAAAUGGUGAAAAAAAAAUAAUGUGAGUUGUAGCCUUUUUCUCAUUUAAAAUGUGAAAAUGCUUUAAUUUUCUGCUAAUGCAACCAAUACGUCGCGAUAAUCGCCGGAGAGGUCAUCCUGAAAUGUAUUGAAAAAGUUUCCAAGAGAAGAAAAAAUUGAUCACAAAAUAAUCUCAAGCAUGGUUUGAAUUAAUUAAUGUUUUAAAUUAAAAUUUUGAAGAAAAAAAUUGUAUACAACAGCACAGCACGCAUGCAUGUCAAAGUUCAAAUGUAGGCCACCAAUUCAAUGAUUGAAUUUUCCAAACAAAAUGUAUAAGAGUGUGUACAAAGAAAAAUUUAUGAGUAUUAAACCGUGCAAAAAACUAAAAUUCUACAUGUAAAAAUAAUAAAAUCACUUAAGAGAUAAAUAAAA
Molecule: messenger RNA, 1986 nt
Organism: Sitodiplosis mosellana (orange wheat blossom midge)
Lineage: Eukaryota; Metazoa; Arthropoda; Insecta; Diptera; Cecidomyiidae
Product: DNA repair protein RAD51 homolog 3-like
Exons: 6
Coding region: 114-944 (276 amino acids)
Biological process (GO): meiotic DNA recombinase assembly; DNA repair; reciprocal meiotic recombination
Cellular component (GO): Rad51C-XRCC3 complex; Rad51B-Rad51C-Rad51D-XRCC2 complex; replication fork
Molecular function (GO): ATP binding; crossover junction DNA endonuclease activity; four-way junction DNA binding
Source: RefSeq, a predicted model, not a curated record